Messenger RNA from Elephantulus edwardii (Cape elephant shrew), 438 nucleotides. RefSeq names its product mitochondrial ribosomal protein L14 (gene MRPL14). Lineage: Eukaryota; Metazoa; Chordata; Mammalia; Macroscelidea; Macroscelididae. The record is from RefSeq and is a predicted model, not a curated record. Gene Ontology annotation, molecular function: structural constituent of ribosome. The transcript is spliced from 2 exons. Gene Ontology annotation, biological process: translation. Gene Ontology annotation, cellular component: ribosome; mitochondrion. Bases 1 to 438 code for a protein of 145 amino acids.
AUGACAUUCAUUCCGGGGACCUGGGGCCCCCUUGCCCAUGUAGGCAGAGCUCUCAGCCCACGCUGCUUCAGCACCACUGGGAGCCUCAGUGCCAUUCAGAAGAUGACCCGAGUGCGUGUAGUGGACAACAGCGCCCUCGGGAACACCACAUACCACCGCCCUCCUCGCUGCGUCCACGUCUAUACCAAGAAUGGGGUGGGCAGAGUGGGUGACCAAAUACUGCUGGCCAUCAAGGGACAGAAGAAAAAGGCCCUCAUUGUGGGGCAUCGCAUGCCUGGUGCCCGAAUGACCCCCAGGUUUGACUCCAACAACGUGGUCCUCAUUGAGGACAAUGGGAACCCUGUGGGGACCCGAAUUAAGACUCCGAUCCCCAUAAGUCUGCGCCAGAAGGAGGGCGAGUAUUCCAAGGUGCUGGCCAUUGCUCAGAACUUUGUGUGA